This is a messenger RNA of Lepus europaeus (European hare), 3395 nucleotides long. RefSeq names its product GULP PTB domain containing engulfment adaptor 1 (gene GULP1). The transcript has 13 exons. NCBI's taxonomy places the organism in Eukaryota, Metazoa, Chordata, Mammalia, Lagomorpha, Leporidae. The record is from RefSeq and is a predicted model, not a curated record. Bases 593 to 1531 code for a protein of 312 amino acids.
GGAGGAAGGCAGCCGGCUGGAACGCGGGCGUCCCGUGUCGAAGUGUCCAAGGAGACCGCCCGAAGUGCGCCAGCCGGAGCCUGUGAGAGUUCCCUUCUGGCCGAGAGGGGGAGCCCCGCGUUCCCGGCCGGGAGCGACCCGGAGUCCCGCGCCCCGAGCCCCAGCCGCCGCCAGCGCCAGAUUGGGCUUCAGCCGAUUAGGAAGAGGAGGGAGGGGGCAGAGCGCGCGCAGAGGGAGGGCAGCGGAGCCGGAGGGUCCCGAGUCCAGCGCGGUGUUGACGUAGAGAAAGUUUCCCUCGCUGCCGCGGAAACGGCGCCCCGGCCGUGCGGGAGCGGCGAUCGCCCGGCUCCGAGGACCCAGCGGCCCCCCGCGCCCCUGCGCGAAGCCUCGCCGGACGCAUCCCUCAGCAAGUUAUAUGUGAUUGCAUCUGAUAUACAUUGGAAAGUGAUAGAAGAAUUCUGAUGGAAACUGUGUGAUUGAAGCUACAUAAAAUCAAGUGUCUCUCUCUCUCUAUAUAUAUUUCAACUAUAUUUGAACAAACUCAGGUUAUAAAACGUGAUUGAACUGAACAUUUCUUUGCUUGAUCCUCAUCAUGAACCGUGCUUUUAGCAGAAAGAAAGACAAAACAUGGAUGCAUACUCCUGAAGCUUUAUCAAAGCAUUACAUCCCCUAUAAUGCAAAGUUUCUUGGCAGUACAGAAGUGGAACAGCCUAAAGGAACAGAAGUUGUGAGAGAUGCUGUAAGGAAACUAAAGUUUGCAAGACAUAUCAAGAAAUCUGAAGGCCAGAAAAUUCCUAAAGUUGAAUUACAAAUAUCUAUUUAUGGAGUAAAAAUUCUAGAACCCAAAACAAAGGAAGUCCAACACAAUUGCCAGCUUCAUAGAAUCUCAUUUUGUGCAGAUGAUAAAACUGACAAGAGGAUAUUCACUUUCAUAUGCAAAGAUUCUGAGUCAAAUAAACACUUGUGCUAUGUAUUUGACAGCGAGAAGUGUGCUGAAGAGAUAACUUUAACAAUUGGCCAAGCAUUUGACCUGGCAUACAGGAAAUUUCUAGAAUCUGGAGGAAAAGAUGUUGAAACCAGAAAGCAGAUUGCAGGGUUACAGAAAAGAAGCAGCAGAAGCAGCAGAUGCUGGAUCCAAGACUUAGAAACAGAAAAUGUGGAACUGAAAAAUAAAGUGCAAGAUUUGGAAAAUCAGUUAAGAAUAACUCAAGUAUCAACAUCUAAAGCGGGCAGUGUGAUGACUAAUUCGCCCUCCACUGACAUCUUUGAUAUGAUUCCGUUUUCUCCAAUAUCACACCAGUCUUCGCUACCUACUCGGAACGGCACACAGCCACCUCCCAUACCCAGUAGAUCUUCUGAGAUUAAACGAGAUCUGUUUGGAGCAGAACCUUUUGACCCGUUUAACUGUGGAGCAGGGGAUUUUCCUCCAGAUAUUCAAUCAAAAUUAGAUGAGAUGCAGGAGGGGUUCAAAAUGGGACUAACUCUUGAAGGCACAGUAUUUUGUCUGGACCCGUUAGACAGCAGGUGCUGAUGUCAAGAAUAAAAGAUCCUGACUCAUGUUAAAUUUGUUUAUAUACAUAUAUAUCAUUCAUUAUUACUUUAUGACAGGUAUUAUACAUGUGCCAAUAUAUUUUUGAAUAUAUUUUGACAAUUAUUUCAGUAAAAUUUCCAACAUUUUUGUUGACCUGUAACUUUUAUUUUCAAAACAAGUUACUGUAAGGUAUAUCAUAGUUUGACAUUCCUGUUUGCUUUGGUGGUAGAUGGAUUUAUAAUUGAAAGACAAAUCCAAGUUUCUGACUUUGUGUUGGAGUUCUAAAUAAUUAGCACCUUGGAAUCUGUGUUACUUCUCUAGUCUGCUAGCUUAUUAUUGAUUUCCCAAAAGCCAUACAUUAAUAAUACCUUUUAAAAUUCAUAAGAGUUUUACAUGGCCAAAUAAAUACAUUGUAUUUUCUAGCCAUGUUUCCAUUCAUCAGAGAGAGAUCAUUAUAAGUAUAAUAUUAUUCACGUAUUGGGAAAUGUAAACUUUGAAAUAAUGCCACCAGAUCUUUAGCAGGUAAAGUAACAGGACUAUAAAUUCCAAUAAUUAUUAAACCAAAUACAUUUAGAGUAUUUAUUAGUAAAUACAAGGUAAUAACGGUAGUUUAUUAUUAUCAGUUAUACUCUAAAUAUUUUGUUUGUUUUACAAAUAAAGAAUGGAAAAAGCUGAAAAUUUGCUAUUUACAGAAAACCGUAAUUUCAUUUAUAGAGAGAUAAGUUACAUUACUAUAACACCUAAACAUCAUCUUAUCUGAUAUUUCCUAAAAAAAAAAAAAACAUUUGGAAUAUAUGCUGCUUUUACAUGCAAUGUCUAUUAUUCACAUACACUUUACCAAGUAUAUUUAUUAUCAUUAAAAAAGGACCAUCUGUCUCAUAUUUUUUUGCUUCAAUAAAAAUAUUUUCUCUUCAAAGUUCAUUUUAUGAUGCCCAUUAGUUUUGAUAUUUUCAAAAUCCCUGUGGCAACUAUUCUAUAUGAUUUAUAAAUUAUUUAACAAAUUUAAUUUGUUUUAUUCUGUUGAAGUCACAAUCUCAUCUUUCACAAAAAUCAGGCUGUUGCUAAGUUUGGCCUUGGAUAUGAGCAAUAAAAUUCUAUGGCAUCUCAUUCUGGAUAUGCUUAUGAACAUUGACUUUAAAAUUUUUGAAACAGAUUAUUUGCCCAUUAUUUAACAAAGUAAGUUUUAUGCAUUGCAACAAAGCUUAGUUGCAAAAUGUCUAAUUUUAUCUAUCACAUUCUAAGACAAAAAUUAAUUAACGAAAAUAUGGGUUUAGAUUGGGAGUAGCCCUGGAAAAUCAGUUUUUUUUUCUCCCAUCAGAAUUUUCUUCAAGUGUUAAAAGUACAUUUUUUCUGCAUUGAUUUUUUUUAAAGUACACUUUCAGUAGGAACAGAAAUCAUACAUGCUUAUGCAAUAUUAUAUUUUUAUGUACCUCCAUAAUGUUCUGAUAUAUAUAAGCCUUCUUGUUUUCUGUUACCUAUUAUGUUGUUCCUUUAUAGAGGGUAGUACAUGUUUCAUAAAGGAGAGUCUUUAUAGUUUUGUUUGUCAUAUAGUAUUUUGGAAUUUGUAUAAUGAGGAUGUUUAGAAGCCAUAUAAAUGGCUUUUUUUUAACAAAUAGAAUUUGUAUUUUUAUUGUACUUUAAAAGCUUUAUGUAAUAGCUAUAAAUGUAGUGGCCAUUUAUUAUCAAUGGUAACACAAUAGAGUACUGAGAUAUUUGCACAUUUAAGAUAUGUUACUUUACCAAUUUUUAAUGGUAAUCAGUUAUGCUACUGGCAUGAUUAAAUAGUACAUAAUUGGUCCUUAAUUAUGAACAUUUAUUCCACCAGUGGAUUUUUAUGAAGAUCUGGCUAAAAAUUGUAUUUCUU